Molecule: messenger RNA, 1344 nt
Organism: Canariomyces notabilis
Lineage: Eukaryota; Fungi; Ascomycota; Sordariomycetes; Sordariales; Chaetomiaceae
Product: protein serine/threonine phosphatase 2C
Exons: 2
Coding region: 1-1344 (447 amino acids)
Biological process (GO): protein dephosphorylation
Molecular function (GO): protein serine/threonine phosphatase activity
Source: RefSeq, a predicted model, not a curated record
AUGGGCCUUACUAUACGCGCCAGCCGAGCGCUCCCGCUCCCGCUCCAUUCUCGGUCCGCGACAAUACCGCUGCUCGCAAGGCCUGUGCCCAGGGCCCGUGGGUUGCCGGCCACCGCCUGUCCGGCAUUCUUCAGCUCGAGAUCAGCCGCUAGAGCAUCAAUUACACCACGCUCGUCCAGUUUCAACGCAGUAGUAAUAUCACCACAAAUACGAGCUAGACCCCGUUGUCACCUCAUUCCCGCUUCACGAUACGCAGCCCUUUAUUCCACCUCCGCGCCCUCGUCAAGCGGUAAUAAGUUCGUCUACAACAUCGCAGCAUCCUACAUCGCCAAAGGCCGUGCCUACGACCCCUCAACACACGUGUUUCACUUCAAUCCCUAUAACCGCGUACAACCGCUCAAAUCCGGCCGGGGGAAAACCUCACGGCCCGAGUCAGGGCAGGAUGCCUUCUUCGUCAGCCGGCUCGGCGCCGUUCCCGGCGAGGUCGCGCUCGGCGUAGCGGACGGCGUGGGCGGGUGGAUGGACAGCGGGGUCGACCCGGCUGAUUUCUCGCAUGCUAUCUGCGACUACAUGGCGGCGACGGCCAGCGGCGCCACGGCCGCGACGGGCGGGACGGGAAAGCCUCUGACGGCCCGGCAGCUCAUGCAGAAGGGCUACGAGGCCGUCUGCCACGACCCGGCCAUCAAGGCCGGCGGCAGCACCGCCGUGGUGGGGCUGCUCACGGCCGACGGCACGCUCGAGGCGGCCAACCUGGGCGACAGCGGCUUCAUCAUCCUGCGGCUCAACGGCGUGCACGCUGCAAGCGAGCCACAGACGCACGCCUUCAACACGCCCUACCAGCUCAGUGUCGUGCCGCGGAGCAUGCUGCUGCGGGCGGCCGCGUUCGGCGGCGCCCAGCUCAUGGACCAGCCGCGCGACGCAGAGCUGACGCGCCACCGCCUGCGCCACGGCGACGUCGUCGUCUUUGCCAGCGACGGCCUCUGGGAUAACCUCUUCAACCAGGAUGUGCUGCGCAUUGUCAGCCGGACCAUGGCUCGGGCGAGCGCGUGGCAGAGCACAAGCAAAGGGGUGCAGGUGGCCCCGGAUUUGAGGCCGUACACGGGCGCGGGGCUACCAGGAGACGCGCCGAAGCAUACCGCCACCCUGCAGAGCAUGCUCGCGACGGAGCUUGUCGGCGCGGCAAAGGCUGCCAGCGUCAACAGCAGACUCGACGGGCCUUUCGCCAAGGAGGUGAAGAAGUAUUACCCCCACGAGGUUUGGCGCGGCGGGAAGGAGGACGAUAUCUGCGCCGUGGUGGUGCUGGUGUCUGAAGAAGAGGCGCCGGCGGUGAAGGCGAAGCUUUGA